Molecule: messenger RNA, 1466 nt
Organism: Eptesicus fuscus (big brown bat)
Lineage: Eukaryota; Metazoa; Chordata; Mammalia; Chiroptera; Vespertilionidae
Product: sialic acid-binding Ig-like lectin 6
Exons: 9
Coding region: 37-1437 (466 amino acids)
Biological process (GO): cell adhesion
Cellular component (GO): plasma membrane
Molecular function (GO): sialic acid binding
Source: RefSeq, a predicted model, not a curated record
CCGAGUAGACAGACUGUGUCAGGGCAUGAGGAAGAGAUGUUACUGAGGCUGCUGUUGCUGCUGCUGCCCGUGCUGUGGGGAGGAGCCCUGGCUAAGGAUUCAAGCUACCGGCUGGAACUAAAGGAGUCUGUGAUUGUGCAGGAGAGUCUGUGUGUCUUAGUGCAGUGCAAGUUUUUCUACUCCUGGAGUAUCGGUGGAUCCACCUAUCUGUAUUGGUUCAAGAAAGAAGGGAAUAGAAAAGAUGAUCUUUUAGUGGCCACAAAUGAUCCAGAAAAGAAGCUACAGGAGAGGACCCGGGGCCGGUUCUUGCUCCUCAGGGACCCCAAGUCCAAGGACUGCUCCCUGACCAUCAGAUAUGUCAACAUGAGGGACAGUGGGACGUACUACCUUCAUAUAGAAAAUAGACUCUAUGAACAUACAUAUGAAGAUAAAAUGCUCUCUCUGAAAGUGACAGCCCUGACCCACAAACCUGAGAUCCUCAUCCCAGCGCCCCUGGUGUCUGGCCACCCCAAGAAACUGACCUGUCAUGUGUCCUGGGCCUGUGAGGAGGGCACGCCCCCCAUCUUCUCCUGGACAUCAGCUGCCCACAGCUCCCUGGGCCUCAGGUCUCAUCGUCUCUCCUCCGUGCUCAACCUCACCCCACGGCCCCAGGACCAUGGCACCAACCUCACCUGUCAGGUGCAUUUUCCUGCCACUGGUGUGAAUGUGGAGAAAACCAUCCAGCUCAAUGUGACAUAUGCUCCACAGGACAUGGCCAUCAGCAUCUUUCAAGGAAACAGCACAGCCCUCAAGAUUCUGCAAACCACAUCCCUUUCCAUCCUGGAGGGAGAGGCCCUGAGGCUGCUCUGUGUGGCUGACAGCAACCCCCCUGCCGAGCUGAGCUGGUUCCGUGGGUCCCCAGGCCUGAAAGCCACCCCCAUCUCCAGAACCUCGAUCCUGGAGCUGCCUCGCGUGGGGCCUGCACAGGAAGGGGAGUUCACCUGCCAAGCUCGGCACCCGCUGGGCCCCCAAAGUGUCUCUCUCAGCCUCUCCGUGAUCUGUAAACCGGAAUCCAGGGCUGGUGGAGUCCUGGGAGUGGUUGGGGGAGCUGGCAUCAUGGCCCUGGCCCUGCUUUCUCUCUGCCUUUGUCUCGUCUUCAGGUGGGAGAGCCCGGGCUGGUUCCUUAGAGUGAAGACCUGCAGGGAAAAAGCGGCCCAGCUAAUGCAGAGCGUGGACAAGGAUGUGAACCCUGGCUCCGGCUCCGGCUCCGGCUCCGGGGCACAUCAGCACCCGUUCUGGACGGACAGACCUUCGGCUCCCCCAGCCCCUGGUGAUGCUGGCUCCCUCGCCAACGGGGAACAGGAGCUCCACUACGCCUUCGUCAGGUUUCACAACCUGAAGCCGCAGGGAACGGAAGAGGCCAACACCGUGUACUCGGAGAUCAAGACACACAAGUGAGGAACUACUUGCUCCAGGUUCCGAAGGCG